Messenger RNA from Coregonus clupeaformis (lake whitefish), 740 nucleotides. Its product is annotated as cytochrome c oxidase subunit 6B1. The coding region runs from base 291 to 551 and encodes 86 amino acids. The record is from RefSeq and is a predicted model, not a curated record. The transcript has 4 exons. NCBI's taxonomy places the organism in Eukaryota, Metazoa, Chordata, Actinopteri, Salmoniformes, Salmonidae. Gene Ontology annotation, cellular component: respiratory chain complex IV; mitochondrion.
AUACUGAGGGUCGGUAGUUUUUUUUUGUGUAAAAGUAUUUGAAUUAAUUGGAAAUAACGUGUGCCGUGCCACUGUUUUGAUACAGCCGGCUAGCUAGCUGAGUUCAAGCUAAUGUAGCUAGCCAGCAAGCAAGCCAACAAAUACAUGUGAAGCUAUGCCAACUAUGCUAGCAAGCUAUGCUACACUAGUUCAUUCGAUGUGGUUAGCUAGCUGUACUUUCUAACAUUCUAGCUAGUCAGAAAUCGCCAUUCUUCAACCUUGUUUUUUUGUGAGACCACCAGCUAGCCAGCAUGUCUGACGUUAUUGAAGAGAAGAUAAAGAACUACAGGACGGCUCCCUUCGACGCCCGCUUCCCCAACACCAACCAGACCCGCAACUGCUUUCAGAACUAUCUGGACUUCCACAGGUGCAACAAGGCUUUGUCAGACAAGGGCCAGGAUGUGGCUCCCUGUGACUGGUACCAGAGGGUCUACAAGAGUAUCUGUCCCAUGAGCUGGGUCGCCAAGUGGGAUGACCAGAUAGAGGCCGGAAGCUUUCCCGGGAAGAUCUAGAAUGGCUGACCCUGACAGUUUCGACCUCAGGACAUUCUGUUAGCCACACCUUCAACUUUGACCCCUGUAGCGUGCCUAAGGACAUGUGUUGACCACGUACCACACCAUUCUAAAUGUUAUUAACAGUGUUACUAAUGUUUAUAAUGUUACGAACACUUAAUAAAAAGAUGCACACGUUUUGAACCUGUC